CGCGCAUCCUCUGGAGUUUUAUUUUGAAAGUCUGACCAGAAACGUAGCUGCUCUCGCGCUCUAACCGUCCCGUACUCCGCCGCCCGACUGCCAGCCACACCGACCUACCGUACCUUCAUUCAAAAGCUGAACCAUGGCGCCGACAGGUGAGGCAGUGUUUGGCAGCCCGGUGCCGGUCUGCGCGGAGAACCGGCUGCGCUGGGACCUGAACCCCGAGCAGAUCCGCCAGCUGUCGGACGAGCUCAUCGCCAGCACCAAGCAGGUGUACGACGGCGUGGGGGCGCUGGACCUGGACGCCGUCACCUUCCAGAACACGCUGAAGGCCCUCGCCGACGUGGAGGUCCAGUACACCGUCCAGAGGAACAUGCUGGACUUCCCGCAGCACGUCUCGUCCUGUAAGGACGUGAGGACGGCGAGCACCGAGGCCGACAAGCGCCUGUCGGAGUUUGACGUGGAAAUGAGCAUGAGGGAGGACGUCUACCGGAGGAUCGUCGCCCUGGAGAAGAAGAUGGACGCCAGCAGCCUGUCUGCCGAGGCGCAGCGCUACAUGGAGCGUCUGCUGAGACUGGGGAAGAGGAACGGCCUCCACCUGCCCUCGGACACCCAACAGGAGAUCAUGAGGAUCAAGAAGAAGUUGAGCAACAUGUGCAUCGAUUUCAACAAGAACCUGAACGAGGACACCACCAGUCUGUCCUUCACUAGAGACGAGCUGGGCGGCCUCCCCGAGGACUUCCUGAGCUCUCUGGAGAAGGACGGAGACAAGCUGAAGGUCACGCUCAAGUACCCGCACUACUUCCCCACCAUGAAGAAAUGCUUCGUCCCAGAAACCCGCCGCAAGCUGGAGGAGGCCUUCAACUCCCGCUGCAAGCAGGACAACGCGGCCAUCCUGAAGGAGCUGGUGGAGCUCCGGGCCCAGAAGAGCUCCGUGCUCGGCUUCAGCACGCACGCAGACUUCGUCCUGGAGAUGAACAUGGCCAAAUCAGGGAAGAAGGUGGCCGGCUUCCUGGGUGAGCGUCUCCCUGUCCUCACCCGCUGGGUUGUCUUAUGUCAGGGUCUCACUCUGUGA
Messenger RNA from Etheostoma cragini (Arkansas darter), 1066 nucleotides. RefSeq names its product thimet oligopeptidase-like. The record is from RefSeq and is a predicted model, not a curated record. Bases 134 to 1066 code for a protein of 310 amino acids. Gene Ontology annotation, molecular function: metalloendopeptidase activity. Gene Ontology annotation, cellular component: mitochondrial intermembrane space. The transcript is spliced from 7 exons. Gene Ontology annotation, biological process: peptide metabolic process; proteolysis. NCBI's taxonomy places the organism in Eukaryota, Metazoa, Chordata, Actinopteri, Perciformes, Percidae.